AAUUACGAUACAAACGACGUGGCACUACAUUUCCCAUGUGUCACUGCAACAAACUUGCUGCAUGAAAACCGCUCCCCCUGUUGGGUUGAUCGAGUGUUUCAAUGAAAAAGCCCAAGUCUUUCAGCUAGCCGCGGCAGACAGGCAGGCGAGCAUAAAAUACGCGUGGAUGGGCGAAGGGAUUUCUGACUAGUUUAUACCAGAAGACAAGCACAUUGUGAGGACGAUUUCGGACAUCCACCAAGCUCCGAAAAGCAAGAUUCUUUUUUGGGAUUUAUACCCUUUUCUCCCUGUUCAAUUAAACUAUGGAAUGCUAACGUUACAUUUGCUUGCGCGAAAUCUGCUGGUUCUAAUCAAGCACGCUUACGGAAUUUCCCGAUCUCUGUUCCUGUACAGUGCAGAAUGCGCCCUGGUUUCUGAUUGUCUUAUUUCACCCCAGCAAUGAUCCCCGAGCAGCAAAAUCAUGUUGUUGCUACUAUCGAAAACAUUCCUGCUGAAACUAUCACAGCAUCGCCAACAGUGCUGCAAAGGAUAAAGAAAGUAUUUAACAGGGAGCUGUUGCUGUCUCUGGCACUGGGCCAGGUGCUGUCACUGCUAAUUUGUGGCAUUGGGCUGACGAGCAAGUAUUUGGCAGACGAUUUCCAAGCCAACACUCCCGUCUUUCAAAGUUUUCUUAACUACAUCCUCCUGUUCCUGGUGUACACCACCACAUUAGCAGUAAGACAAGGAGAAGAAAAUUUACUGGCAAUACUGAAGAGGAGAUGGUGGAAGUACAUGAUCCUUGGGUUAAUAGAUAUAGAAGCCAAUUACCUGGUAAUCAAAGCUUACCAGUACACCACACUGACAAGUGUGCAGCUCUUAGACUGUUUUGUUAUCCCAGUGGUGCUAUUACUGUCCUGGUUCUUCCUGCUGGUGAGGUACAAGGCUGUACACUUCAUUGGCGUUGGAGUAUGCCUGCUGGGGAUGGGCUGCAUGGUGGGAGCAGAUGUGCUAGUGGGAAGACAGCAGGGCUUAGGGGAUCAUAAGCUCCUGGGGGACCUGCUAGUGCUAGCUGGAGCCACGCUGUAUGGCAUCUCCAAUGUCUGUGAGGAGUUCAUUGUAAAGAACCUCAGCCGGGUAGAGUUUCUUGGAAUGAUCGGCCUCUUUGGGUCCUUUUUCAGUGGUAUACAACUAGCUAUAAUGGAACAUAAGGAAUUGUUAAAGGUACCAUGGGACUGGCAAAUAGGGUUGCUGUAUAUUGGGUUCAGUGCCUGUAUGUUUGGUCUGUACAGUUUCAUGCCAGUGGUCAUCAAAAGAACCAGCGCCACAGCUGUCAACCUCUCCCUCUUGACAGCAGACCUUUACAGCCUCUUCUGUGGUUUGUUCCUGUUCCAGUACAAGUUUUCAGGACUCUACUUGCUAUCUUUUUUUAUCAUCAUCCUGGGGCUGGUCCUGUACUCCUCCUCUUCCACCUACGUGGCCCAGGACCCUCGUGUCUACAAGCAGUUCCGCAAUCCCUCAGGGCCAACGACAGACACCCCCACCACUGGGCCUCUGGAGCCAUCUGUCACAUACACCAGCCUGGGCCAGGAGACUGAGGAGGAGCCACGGGUCAGAGUGGCCUGAGCAGGGCAGGGGCUGGGGCAGGGGUAGGAAGAGGGGGCAGCACGGGGUCACUGCCAUCAUCCAUGGCCCCACCCUCACUGUCUGUAGAGAAAGAAAUUCACUGGAUGAAAAAAGCAAAACGUAGCAGAAAAACAAAAGUACACUGUGAUCACAAACUGUGAAAAGUUACUGGUGACAUAUGAACAUUUUUUAAAAUAUAUAUGUAUAAGCUCUUGACAUUUUUAUGAUAUAUAGAAGCAUUUGCUGUGGGUGUCCAAAUGCUUAAUUUUGUGUGUGUGCUGUAUAUAUAAACAUAACAUUCAUAAUUUUUGGUUAGGUACUUUGUCAGGGCUUAGAGACAAAAUCUGUAGGAUGUGCUGUUUAACGUGUCGAAUCAUCAAAAAUUCAAGUUUGCUUAUUCUUAGACUUUGUUAUGGAGGUACACAUGAACACAGUUCCAAAAUUUGCUGACUUAUAAUAAGAAUUAAUAUUACAUCAUUUGUGCAGAGCCAGUAUUCAUUGUUAAUAACUAUUUGAUAUCUUAGCAGCAGAAAAAUGUUAUCAUAUUCCAUUUAUAUGUAGAAAUGGCAUAUUGGUUUUCUUGGUGAUAUCUGUUAAUUUCUGAUAGUUCUAUACAGUGGGUCUAGACUUGCUCAUUUUCAAUAUAUUUUGCCAAAUUAGAUCAAAUUGUAGAUUAAAUUAAGAAAUUCAUUUCUUGAAAAAAAUGUUUUAGUGCUUUUUCUUCAUUAUAACCUUGUUUUAAUUCAGAAUUCUAAUUGAAAACAAAAUGUUACCUCAUGAUUAUGUAAGGUCAAACCCAAUAUCCAAUAUCAAAAAAGACAUUCAAAUGUCUUGAUAUAACUUUAAAAUGAUGCUUCUCAUAUGCGUAUUACUGAGUUUAAAAAUAUAAAGUGUGGAUGUUUUGGAAAUGGUUAUUCAGUGUUGACAUUUAUUUUUUGUCUCCUUCAGUAAAUACAAAAUUCUGCCCUAACCCUAACCCUCACAACAUGAUUGACAUUGUCUGCGUGAGACAGACAUGUCCAUUUUCUAGCUUUUUAAAAGCUAUUUGAUUAAUCAGUGAAAACCUUACAAUUAGGUGCAUUUUCCAAAACCAUACAAGUGUUCCUGAAGAACCAGUAGAAUCUCAGAUGCAACUGUAAAAUGUACUUUAAAGGGUCAGAGAAAUAUUUUCAUACUCUUUUCUCCUUUGAAAAAUCCGCUUUGAAAAUGGGCCAGCCUGAGUUUCUCUUUGAAGAGUCCACUACUGCAAAUACAGGGUAUAUUUGAAUUUUAUGUAUGUGUUUGCAUACAUAUAGUUCUCACCUUGUCCUACUUUGUAGAAAGGUUGUGUAGUUUUAGCUUACAUAGAAAAGGGGUAGUCUUUACAUAGAAAAGGAUCCACUGAAGUCGGCUCAGUGACUACAUGGAUAUUUCCUUCAUCUAGUAAUUCCCAAUAAAUAUAACCUGGAGCCUUACUGAGCCAAUGGAGCAUUGCUGAGACAUCUUGUUCAGCAGAGCAUCUCUUGAGGGAGGCAAAGAUGAUGCCUAUUUUACUCAGAUUGACAGUGUGAAUUGUAUGGACACCUUUCUCAGCAUUUUAUAAGACAACAGUUCCCGGUCAUGCAGUGUUCCUGUGGGAUGAGUGCAGCUCUGCCCGUUGAUCCCAGGCUCCUUGCACACACAGCACACCUCAGGCUCAGGUCCUCAGGCUCAGCAGAGUCUCACCUGCUGUCGAGGUUCAGAGGGACGUGAUGUCACUCACUCGGCGCACUGAGCCCUGCUACACUUGGGAAAGAAUAAAUGCAAGGAUAAUGACAUUUAUUGUCUAACAGAAGGCAUUUUUAGUUGCUUAUUUAAAAAUGUAUAUAGACAACAGUAUUAAAAAAGCACGAGAAUACAAAUAAAUGGAGGUUUAAGACAAACUGUUAGAGGUCACUGGGGCAUUCAUUUCAGGAUGUUAAAAUCCUUUUACAGUAUGUCUUUGAAGUUGUCUUCCCUUUUGCACAUGAUGGUAUACCAAUGGGUUAUCUAGAGAACUGCACUUUGGACAUUUUUUACCUCCUGAAGAUGUUGCAUGGUAUUCAAAGAAUGACAGGGACAAGGUUACAUAUUUCUUAUUCUCCUCAGACUAUAUCCAAGGAUCCCAUGCCACAGGUGCAGAACUAGAACGAUAUCUUCAGACUCAAAAAUAAGACCUUAUCACCUUUCUUCUGUCUUCUUUUUUAAAGUGUUAAUUUUAGAGUUUGAAUCUGUCUCAGAAACCUAUUAAUGAUUUGUUCAUUUAAAUUAGUGAAGUUGUAAAGAUGGAACUUGAAUGCAACAGUAGCAGAAACAAAACAAAAAGCAGUUAUGGCCACAGUCUGAUAUAAAAAUAUAAAAAAGAUCACUUGUGAAAACCAAAGGCAGCACUAAGUCUCCAGAUGAGCUGCACCAAGCCAGUUCUCUUUCUUUCCUUAUAGUGAAAUUCCUUUCUCUAAAUUCAGUGGGGGCUUUAUGUUUUUCAAACCAUGACCUGAAGAUAACCAUGGCUGUGUUCCAUUAUUGUAUUCUUCAAUAAUACGUGGUGUAUACAUUUCUUGUAUUUAUAUUUUGUAGUGCCCUUUGUUUUGUUUGGUUAUAUUUUUAUCCCUAGCAAAUAUUUAGUCACAAAUUACAACUUUAUGGCUAUUUCCUUAAACUACAAUUUCUAUAUAUUUCUUUAAAAUACAAUAGUUACUAACAAGUUAAAAGCUACUGAUAGUUUACAUGUGCCAUUUGAAAUAUUUUUUUUAACAAAAUAUGAAUCCAAAUGCCUUGUGUGUAAGGCAUUUGUUAUAAAGGUUAAGAUAUAAUUUUUGAAGCAGCCAUUCCUGUUUUUGCACACUGAGUUAAUGUUCUCCAGAAGCACACUGCAUACUGAACGUUUAGGUAUUUUAUUGGUUUCCAAAAAGGAAAACAUAUUGCUGAGGAUUUUUUCUUCAUCAUAACUAUUGUGAGACCCACAGAUAAAGUACAGUACAUGCCCUUGAAACAGUGAACUAGAAUGACGCAAAAAGAGAGAGAUAGCAUCAUUCGAUGAAGGUAUAGAUUAAUAAUACAUAGCAGAAACACUACUGAAAACCGUGCAACCGUCUACUGCAGUAUUUAAAAAACUGACUUAGCUGGAUGUGAAAGUAAGUCUCAAAUAGAUUACAGAAGCUUAGUGAUCAUUUCAAAGUUACUCAAUAAUAAAAAAAAUGUAAAAAGAUCUGAAAUGUUGUACUUUAUUCUAAUUUUAAAUCAUAAAUUUGAUAAGGUCACAACCAUCAAGACGUAUGGGAAAACUGCUUGAAUGCUACAGUAACACACUUCAGACAAUUUUUAAGCUCUGGUAUGAGCAGUUGACUGUAAGGCUUAUUAGAGAUUUUUUAAAGAGCAUAAUAACAACAAAUGCUCUUAUUUUGACUUCAGAAUUCUUAAAACUCUGAUGAUAUUGGAUCUCUUAUAUUCAAAGACCCAGCUAAUAACUCAACCAUAUAAUUCUACACCAUCAUGUACUGAUACCAAAAUUCUGCAGUCUUUGGUAAAGUUGCAAGUAAAUUUUGAUUAUGUUUUAUAUUUUUUAUCAUAGCAUCUUGUAUAUGCAUUUCAAAUUAAAUUUCACUAGGAGUCUCAUACUAAUAAAAAAUAUUACAAGAGUGCAGUUUUUCAUGAAUCCGUUGUGAAUGCAUCUUUUCAAAACCAUACAUGCCUGUGUCUUUAUUUAAAAAAAGACUUUAAAAAACUGAAACUUUGUAGGCAGGUGCACUAUAUGUUCUAAAAUUAAAUUCAUCUGUCCAGUUCUUCCACAGCCAAUUGUCUUGGGCAAGGGUUGCUUGCUAUAUUGUUUCCAGAAAUAAAGCAAGAUGAUUUGACAUUCACUUCAUUAUGACCAAUAGAAAAUGAAUGUGUUUAACUUCGGAAGUUAGGAAAACGGUUUUUGGUAUGUUAAACAGGCUAUUGUGUUCAACAAAUACACAGUACAGUAUUGUGCAAAUGUUUGAAUCUGUUUUGGUUUUAUAAAAUUGAUCUGAAAUUUUCCAACACAAUAAUAAUCCAAAACAUUGUCAAUAGGUUUUAAAGGCGUUUAGAAAUCAACUAGAAAGCAUAUGGGCUAAAAAGGUUUGAUUCAGACCAAGAACAUAUGGAAUUGCUCAAUUAGAUAAAAAUAAUGGGAAUUCAGUGAACCCAAGCAAGUAAAAUGUUUUAAUGGCACUUAGUGUAAAAUGUGCUGUGCAGUUCUCCAGUCAGACACUGGAAAUAGUGAAGCAAAGAUAUAAAAUGUUCAUCAAAUUGUUAAUGACUUAUUUCGCAAUGUUUUCACAGAUUUGGUGUUAAAGUGAUUUAUGUAGCAUUUAUUAAAAAUAGCAUGAUAACACUAAUUGGUUAAGAAACCUUUGUGUCAUUUUUGCACAGUACUGUAUAGUAUGAGGUAUACAGUACAAAGAGAUGUGCAUCACAUAUCUUAGAAAGAUAACUCUCCAUUGUGUACUGUAUGUAGACUUUGAUUUUAAGAAACUAAAACCUCAUGCUGGUGUAAACUGUAAGACUGUACAUUCCAGCUAAAUAAAGAAAAAUAAUGGAGAAUGAAGCUCAACCAGUAUUUUGUUUUUUUAAAAGCGCAUUUGCCUAUAUAAAAGACAGCAUUUCAGUUUUUGCACCACUAUAGUUUUAAAAGAGAUGUUGUCUAGUGUAACUUAAACUUAUUGUGCUAUUAACAUUUAGACAAAUUUGUGCAUCUUAUUUUGUUAUUUAACCAUCGAGGAAUGUUCAGAAAUAGUUAUGUUUACAUGCUGUACCCCAUGGGUAAUUCUCUUUUGUUAAGAAAUCCUUAUAGAGCACACGUAACUCAAGAUUUCAAAUGGAAAAAGAAAACCAAAAUCUGCACAGUUUCUGUGAAAAAAAUAUACUUUUUUUAUAUUUGCAUGCUCUUAAUGGAUUGGCUGUGGUAAUGUUAAACCUGUAUGAUGUUUUCAAAUAAAUGCUUUCUGAAACUAAA
Messenger RNA from Lepisosteus oculatus (spotted gar), 6577 nucleotides. RefSeq names its product solute carrier family 35 member F1 (gene slc35f1). Gene Ontology annotation, molecular function: transmembrane transporter activity. Gene Ontology annotation, cellular component: membrane. Gene Ontology annotation, biological process: transmembrane transport. NCBI's taxonomy places the organism in Eukaryota, Metazoa, Chordata, Actinopteri, Semionotiformes, Lepisosteidae. The record is from RefSeq and is a predicted model, not a curated record.